Monoraphidium neglectum is the source of this 633-nucleotide messenger RNA. RefSeq lists its product as hypothetical. The transcript is spliced from 3 exons. The record is from RefSeq and is a predicted model, not a curated record. Lineage: Eukaryota; Viridiplantae; Chlorophyta; Chlorophyceae; Sphaeropleales; Selenastraceae. Bases 1 to 633 code for a protein of 210 amino acids.
AUGCAGCCCACCGUGGAGCUUAAACAGGAUGUAGAGGUCGUCAAUGACGAUGACAUCAGCGAGGAGGACCUCUACGCCUUUGACAGCUCCGACACGGACGAGGCCGGGACUUCAUCACAACCUGGCCCAACGCUGGAUGCGGCUGGCUCGUCCUUCGCCACUCUGAUAAGCGAGCUGACGGCCAGCGGCGCCAGCUUUGACGAGCUGCGGGACACCGCAGCCGGCGGCGGGGGCGCCGGUGGACCGGGUGCAGCGUGGGAUGGCCAGGGUGCGCCGUCGCUGUCCUGCAGCAUGCCCCUGCGUUCGUCCUCAACCGCGCUGUCAAUGGCGUCCUCCGUGCCCAUCGCGAUCCCCGGCCUCUCGCGCUGGCCCCAGCCCGCCGCCGCCCCGACGCCCGGCCCUGCGACCUACAACACCGCACCCGUCUGCAUCGCCUUCCCGCGCGCCGCCGGCGCCGCGCCGAUGGCUGCGGCGCCCACGCGGCCGUGCAGCAGCGGGUUUGUCCCGCCGCACUGCAUGACGGGAGUCAACGAUUUCUGCCUCACCGCGGAGGGCGGCUCGCCCUCGGCCUGCCUCAAACGCGAGAAGCUGCGCACCCGCAACGCGAUCCUGCGCAAAACCGGGUUCCUCUGA